Molecule: messenger RNA, 2615 nt
Organism: Drosophila ficusphila
Lineage: Eukaryota; Metazoa; Arthropoda; Insecta; Diptera; Drosophilidae
Product: neuropeptide CCHamide-1 receptor
Biological process (GO): G protein-coupled receptor signaling pathway
Cellular component (GO): membrane
Molecular function (GO): G protein-coupled peptide receptor activity
Source: RefSeq, a predicted model, not a curated record
GCCAACAAGUCGCAUGCGUUCUCUCCUUCGCUCCGACGGACAGUUCAAGUUCAAAAACAGAUUUUUCGGAUGUGCUCUGCGAUUGGGUAGCGUUGACGCCAAUAUCCGGCUACAGUGUUUCAAGUGCUUUUGCAGUGCUAAAAAGAAUUCAAUAAAUUUAUUUAAAUUCUUCCCGUGUGUGCUGUGUGCCCCUUUGCUGUGUAAACAAAAUUUGGAUUAAGUGUGUUGUGUUUGUGUGUGGCAUGUGCUCCUCGUAUCCAUAUCCUGUUUAAGUAGAUUCUCAAAUGCGGUGGCUUUAAUCGCUUGAAAACACGGAAAACACUUUAACGCAAAUCUGUCCAGAUUUGGAUGCAAAAUGCAGCGGGCAACGAGCCGUGAAGGAAUCGAAUUAAUCAUGUUGGCUUAAACAAUUUCCGUUUGGCCGGGAAAGAAAUAACACUGAACGAAGGAAGGACGAUUCCCCCGAUGACAGCCAACUUGGUGAGCAUGGAAACGGACUUGGGCUUGGAAAUGGACGUGGAUCUGGAUCUGGACAUGUCGGGCGUUUCCCCACUCCUGCCCGCUCCGCUCAACGUGACGCAGGCUCUCUGGGAUCUGGCCACGUCCACCCAGUGGUCCCUCCUGGACUCCAUGACCGAUUCCAUGACCGAGAACUUCAGCACUGCCGACCUGGCGGCCACCGAGACGCCCUACGUGCCCUACGGCCGGCGACCAGAGACCUACAUCGUGCCCAUCCUCUUUGCCCUGAUCUUCGUGGUCGGCGUCCUGGGCAACGGCACCCUGAUUGUGGUCUUCCUCAGUGUGCGCCAGAUGCGGAAUGUCCCGAACACCUAUAUAUUAUCCCUGGCGCUGGCGGAUCUGCUGGUUAUUGUGACCACGGUGCCUUUGGCCUCCACCGUCUACACUGUGGAGUAUUGGCCCUACGGCAGCUUCCUCUGCAGCCUCUCCGAGUUCAUGAAGGACGUGUCCAUCGGAGUGUCGGUGUUCACACUCACCGCACUAUCCGGCGAUCGGUACUUUGCCAUCGUGGAUCCCUUGAGGAAGUUCCACGCCCAUGGGGGAGGUCGUCGUGCCACCAGAAUGACCUUGGCCACAGCGGUGUCCAUUUGGCUGCUGGCCAUCCUCUGCGGAUUACCAGCUCUCAUUGGCAGCAAUCUCAAGCACCUCGGCAUCAACGAGAAGUCGAUUGUGAUCUGCUAUCCGUAUCCGGAGGAGUGGGGCAUCAACUACGCCAAGGCGAUGGUCCUGCUGCACUUCCUGGUCUACUACGCCAUUCCCCUCGUGAUCAUCGCCGUGUUCUACGUGCUCAUCGCCCUCCACCUGAUGUACUCGGCCAGUGUCCCCGGCGAAAUUCAGGGAGCCGUCCGCCAGGUUCGGGCCCGUCGCAAGGUGGCUGUAACUGUGCUGGCCUUCGUUGUCAUAUUUGGCAUUUGCUUCCUGCCCUAUCACGUCUUCUUCCUCUGGUUUUACUUCUGGCCCACCGCCCAGGAGGACUACAAUGCCUUCUGGCAUGUCCUGCGCAUCGUCGCCUACUGCAUGUCCUUCGCCAACAGCUGCGCCAAUCCCGUGGCCCUGUACUUCGUGAGCGGCGCGUUCCGCAAGCAUUUCAAUAGAUAUCUGUUCUGCCGCGGAGCGAGUGGCAGGCGCAAGAAACGCGGCCAGCAGGACACCUUCUGCAUGCACCGGGACACCUCGCUGACCAGCACCGCCUCGAAGCGCUACCAGUCGCGCCACUCCUGCUACCAGAGCACCAUCCGCAGCUGUCGUUUGCAGGAGACGACGAUUACCACGCUGCCGAAUGGCGGCAAUCAGAACGGAGCCCCCAUUCCCGCCGUGGACUUGGCCGUGCCCCUUGGCCAGACAACCGGACACCACGAGGCACCACCGGGCUACGGAUUUCUGCCGCUUAACGAACUCGGCCAGCAGUCGCGUUCGCACCCACCAAAGUUCCAGGAGUCGCUAUUAAACUGAAGUCGCAGCAGCAGGAAUUAGUGGUCCAAACUGGACUCAAACGGAGUUUACAGGAAGUCGGUCAGCCGACUGCCCCAUUAUCCUCAGCACUCUAGCGAAAUCAAAACUACCUUCAAGCCAAGGUUUUCCUUUUCACAACUAACUAUGAUUUACAUUACCUAACUUUUUAUGGCUUUAAUUAAUUUAGUUUCUAAACGAAAUUUAAUAGUUAUAAGCUGAAACUUGCCUUGAGUUUUUAAUAGCAUACUUAUGAGGGUUAUUUUACCUUUUCCAGUUAGCUUUAGUUUUUAAGAAACAUUUAUCCUAGUUUUUGAAGCCCAAAGGUUGACUAACUGAAACCUCUCCAUUAAUCGGCAGUUAGAAAUGUCUACGAUAAAACUUUGGCCUCCCGACAAAGUAACCCACUUUUGUGUAAUGUAAAUAUAAAUGUUUACCAAAGAAUUUCGAUGUUAUUCAUCCGUGUCAAAGUCAUAGGGGUAAGCCUUUAAACUAAAGUAUUGCAGCCGUGGCACGGCUUUAAGCUAAAACAAUUUAAAGAAUAACUUACACUAUACAGAUAAGAAUGCUAAAACAAUUUGUGUGCUCUAAAAUAGACUCCUCCGUUUACUAGCUAAUCACAGAAACUUUGUAAAUACAUUUUUAUG